This is a messenger RNA of Anolis sagrei ordinatus, 3592 nucleotides long. It is a transcript of the gene EXT2, whose product is annotated as exostosin glycosyltransferase 2. The record is from RefSeq and is a predicted model, not a curated record. Gene Ontology annotation, molecular function: glycosyltransferase activity. Gene Ontology annotation, cellular component: membrane. Lineage: Eukaryota; Metazoa; Chordata; Lepidosauria; Squamata; Anolidae.
CGAAGUGGCGCCGGCGAGGGGCGCGGAGAGGGCCGCCAAGGCAGCUUCCGCCGGGGCUUCUUCCUCGGGCGACCGGAAGCCAGUGGGAAAGUUGGCUUGUUCCAUUAUGUGUGCGUCAGUCAAAUAUAACACCCGGGGUCCAGCCCUCAUCCCGAGAAUGAAGACCAAACACCGCAUCUAUUAUAUUGCUCUCUUCUCCAUUGUGCUGCUGGGACUUAUUGCCACAGGCAUGUUUCAGUUCUGGCCACACUCCAUAGAGUCUUCAAAUGACUGGACAGUUGAAAAGCGGAGCGUUCAUGAUGUUCCUGUAGUCAAGAUUCCUGCAGACAGUGCCAUCCCUGAGCGUGGAGACCUCAGCUGCAGGAUGCACACGUGUUUUGAUGUUUACCGUUGUGGAUUCAACCCCAAAAAUAAGAUCAAGGUCUAUAUUUACUCUCUGAAGAAGUAUGUAGAUGAAUAUGGCAUGCCAGUCAGCCAUACAAUUUCCAGGGAAUACAAUGAACUAUUGACUGCUAUCUCUGACAGUGAUUUCUACACAGAUGAUGUCAACCGUGCCUGCCUCUUUGUACCAUCUAUUGAUGUGUUGAAUCAGAACACUCUCCGUAUCAAGGAAACAGCUCAGGCUUUGGCACAGCUCUCCCGCUGGGAUCGAGGGACAAAUCACCUCUUGUUCAACAUGUUGCCUGGAGGAGCACCUGACUACAAUACAGCACUAGAUGUUCCAAGGGACAGAGCUCUGUUGGCAGGAGGGGGCUUUUCUACGUGGACCUACCGGCAAGGAUAUGAUGUCAGUAUUCCCGUUUAUAGUCCACUGUCUGCAGAGGUGCAGUUGCCAAAUAAAGGACCGGGUCCCCGCAGGUAUUUCCUUCUCUCAUCUCAAAUGGCCCUUCAUCCUGAAUAUCGUACUGAAUUGGAAACUCUUCAAGCAGAGAAUGCAGAAUCUGUGCUGAUCCUAGACAAGUGUACAAACCUCUCAGAAGGAAUGCCAUUUAUUCGUAAACGUUGCCAUAAUAAUCAGAUCUUUGAUUAUCCUCAGGUGCUUCAGGAAGCCACAUUCUGUGUUGUUCUACGUGGGGCCCGCUUGGGACAAGCUGUGCUGAGUGAUGUUCUUCAGGCUGGUUGCAUCCCUGUUGUCACUGCUGAUUCUUACAUUCUACCUUUCUCUGAAGUUCUGGACUGGAAGAGGGCUUCUGUAGUGAUACCUGAAGAGAAGAUGUCUGAGAUGUACAGCAUCCUUCAUAGCAUACCCCAGCGACAGAUUGAGGAGAUGCAAAGACAGGCACGAUGGUUCUGGGAAGCAUAUUUUCAGUCAAUGAAAGCAAUUGCUAUGGCUACCCUCAAAAUUAUCAAUGACCGGAUUUAUCCCUAUGCUGCCACAUCAUAUGAAGAAUGGAAUGACCCCCCAAUAAUUAAAUGGAGCAGUGUGAGCAAUCCACUCUUCCUUCCCUUGAUCCCACCUCAGUCACAAGGCUUCACUGCUAUUGUCUUGACCUAUGAUCGGGUGGAGAGUCUCUUUCGCGUCAUCACUGAGGUCUCAAAGGUGCCAAGCCUCUCCAAGUUGUUAGUUGUAUGGAACAACCAGAAUAAAGUUCCACCAGAAGAAACUGUUUGGCCCAAAGUUCGAGUUCCACUGAAAGUUGUACGGACCACAGAAAACAAACUGAGUAACCGCUUCUUCCCCUAUGAUGAGAUUGAAACCGAAGCAGUAUUGGCAAUUGAUGAUGAUAUAAUCAUGCUGACCUCAGAUGAACUGCAGUUUGGUUAUGAGGUAUGGAGAGAGUUUCCUGACAGAUUAGUUGGCUAUCCUGGUCGCCUGCACUUGUGGGACCAUGAAACUAGUAAAUGGAAAUAUGAGUCAGAAUGGACCAAUGAAGUUUCAAUGGUGCUGACAGGAGCAGCAUUUUAUCAUAAGUAUUUUAACUACUUGUACACAUACAAAAUGCCAGGGGACAUCAAGAACUGGGUGGAUGCUCAUAUGAAUUGUGAAGACAUUGCCAUGAAUUUUCUAGUUGCCAAUGUCACUGGGAAAGCAGUCAUUAAGGUGACCCCCAGAAAGAAAUUCAAAUGUCCAGAAUGUACAGCCAUUGAUGGGCUAUCUCUAGACCAGACACACAUGGUAGAAAGGUCUGAAUGCAUUAACAAGUUUGCCUCUGUCUUUGGGACUAUGCCUUUGAAAGUGGUGGAGCACCGGGCUGAUCCCGUGUUGUACAAAGAUGACUUCCCUGAAAAACUGAAGAGCUUUCCUAACAUUGGAAGCUUGUGAAGAAUAGCUGUUAUCAAAAUUGGAUUGGACAACACUGAGCUCCAAUUCAGAAACAGGACCGAUGCUAAGGAAAGCAUCGCGUUAUAGAGAAAUGUGCCAGGAUGUGUUACCCAGAGAAGUCACAGAGAGAAAUCUCCAUUCCUGGUAUGACUCAAGCACUAGACUCUUCAAAACGUGGCAAAGUAGCAAUCUCUGUACAGUCUCAAAGCAACCACUGCUAUUUUCCACUUGGGUCUACUGAAAUGGCAGGCAGCUAUUUGUUCCAUGGAAAUUACAUUCAUGCAGAGACAGGCACACAAACACACACAAACUGUUCUUAAAUCCAACAGAAAGUAUUCCUUUUCUAAAAUCGCUGGUUAUCACUGAAAUCUUUUACAUUUUAAAACUGGGUAAAGAGUGCAUUGCUAACUUCUUUUCAGACUUCUCCCUGUUUUGCACAGAACUCAUCCACCUAUUCUGCACACAGUUGACUUACUUGCCUCCUUUGAGGGCCAAAAUUAUCAUUGACUUUACUACAGGUUUGCCAGCCUUUUUGUUCAAUGAGGUUUGAAAAGAAAGAUAUUGUAGCAUUUGUUGGAUUCAUGUUCUGAUUACAAAAAAUACAAUUUAUGGUAGUAUUAAGAUAUCAUUCCAGUAUUCCUUUUAUUGAAUACACUUGCUCAUUUCAUGUUUUCUAUCGUCAUAGAGAAGAGGGCCGCAGUGGAAGUUUCACACUUAGAUUAAUGUCUCAUUCCCAUUUCUUUACUGUAGUGAAAUCAUGUUCAGUUCAGAUAAAUAUGAUCAGUGCAUACAUGUAGCAUUUAAAGAAGUGGUGCUUAUACUUCAGAGUUCUUUUGUCAAAAAUGAUCUGCAGAUUCUGAAAGCUGUUUCGGGAAGGCGUUUCCAUCAUUCACUUGGAUUGGGUAUGUGUGCAAUACACUGACAGGUAAUAGAAAUAAACUAUUCUAAUCUUUUUAUCUUCUGAAUGUUACUGUGGUUUCCUGUUUAGAAUUAAGUGCCACAAGAUAACUAAAACCCAUUAAGUAAGUGAUUGAUGGUAAAGUAAACUUGAAAGCUUUGAAGAACAUGUGCUGGGGAUGAUGAGAGGGAAAAGCUUUUACAUUUCAAAAUCCACUGUACCAUCUCACCCUCUAAAAAGAGUUUAUUGUGAAUUGAGAAUAGCUCACUUAAAAUUAUUGAAGUGGCACAACACCAUAUGAGGUGGACGGAGACGCGCAAGAUUCUGAGCUAUCCAAACUUCUUCAUCAGAUGUAUAGACCUACACUUUUUUCCUUUGGCCAGGACAACCUUACACCAAAACUAUAAAUAAAAUAUAUUUAUUUCUUAAGA